Molecule: messenger RNA, 699 nt
Organism: Maudiozyma barnettii
Lineage: Eukaryota; Fungi; Ascomycota; Saccharomycetes; Saccharomycetales; Saccharomycetaceae
Gene: VMA4
Product: H(+)-transporting V1 sector ATPase subunit E
Exons: 1
Coding region: 1-699 (232 amino acids)
Biological process (GO): proton transmembrane transport
Cellular component (GO): proton-transporting two-sector ATPase complex, catalytic domain
Molecular function (GO): proton-transporting ATPase activity, rotational mechanism
Source: RefSeq, a predicted model, not a curated record
AUGUCCUCGUCUAUUAUUACUUCCUUGACUCCAAACCAAGUCAACGAUGAGUUGAACAAGAUGCAACAAUUCAUUAGAAAAGAAGCUGAAGAAAAAGCUAGAGAGAUCGAAUUGAAGGCUAACCAAGAGUACGAAAUCGAAAAGACUAGUAUUGUACGUUCUGAAACCGCUAACAUUGAUGCUAACUCCGCUGAUAAAUUGAAGAAGGCUAAUUUGAAGCAACAGAUUACUAAAUCUACUAUUGCUAACAAGACUAGAUUAAAGGUUUUGACACAAAGACAAGAGUCCCUAAACGAGAUCUUCGAACAAGCCAAAGAAGCUCUGGUUAAGAUCACCAAGAACAAGCAACAAUACAAGCCUAUCCUACAUUCUUUGAUACUUGAAGGUCUUUUAAAAUUACUAGAAGACUCCGCUUUUGUAAGAGUCACUCCACAAGACAAACAAUUGGCUAAUGAAUUGAUUCCAAGUUUGGUUGAAGAAUACAAGGAGAUCGCUAAGAAAGAUAUCAACAUUAUAAUCGACACUGAUGAAACUCUAUCUAAGGAAGAUAUCGGUGGUGCUAUCGUCACAGAUGCUGCUAAGAAGAUCGAAUUGAACAACACAUUAGAAGAAAGAUUAAAGUUGCUAAGUGAAGAAGCUCUACCUGCCAUCAGAUUGGAAAUGUUCGGUAUCACUAAGACCAGAAAGUUCUUUGAUUGA